ACCAUAUUUUGUGUUGUAGAGGUCCGAAAUGGAAACUAACUGGAUUAACUACAAGUGUAAAUCAGGUCAGACUUUGUUUAUCUACAACAAAGUGACUGGAGAACACAAGUGGCCUACUGGCGAUGGUUCAAUACUGGAUGGAGGUGUCAUUGAAGGUCAACCAAUAGUAUUAAAACAGACCUGCAGUACYAGUWCACAGACAGAUGAUAAUGGCUGCAAUAAUGGUUGUACUUCCAUGUACAUCAAUGCAUCUUCUACAAAUACCAACUCAAAUACAUCAACUCUAAACAAYCGUGAAGCCAUGAGYGAAGUCACUGAUAAUUGUCAAGAAGAGCAGGAACAGAGUCUAGUUUUGAAUGAAAUAUCAGCCAUGUUGGCCUUAUUAGAGGAGUUUGAGAUGCCUCUUGGUAAUGAUCAAAAUAUYCCAGAAGAUUCAGACUUCUCWAUAGGGUACAUCCCAAAUAAGGACAAAGAACUACCRCAACAGGAUCAAAGRCAGAGUGACGAGGUAUAUCAAUGUUCACAGCRURCWSAACACUUUGUAAACAAGAGUAACUUUGACGAACAUCCAAGACAACAUACAGAAAAAAAGCAAUUUCAGUGUAAUUUCUGCGAAAGAAAGUUUGUACACAAAGCCCCCUUCAARGYUCAUCUCAAAACACAUUCAAGGACUGAACAGUUCAAUUGUCCUCAUUGCACAAAGAUCUUCACUGCAAAAUCUCAGCUAAAUUAUCACAUGAAAACGCACUCUGAAGGGAAACCUUUCGAUUGUUCWUAUUGCAAGACAAAGUUUGCGCACCAGGCACCUUUCAAAGCUCACCUCAAAACACAUAAAUGUACUGACCAGAAGGCCUACAAAUGUCCYCUGUGUGAAAAAUCAUUUGAUUGGAAAUGCACUUUAAGUAAGCACUUAAAAUUACACAGGGAAGAAAAUCUCUUUCAAUGCCCCUCUUGCCAGAAACAAUAUUCAUCAAAAGGUAAUCUCAAUAAGCAUCUUAAAUUACAUACUGGAGAGAAGUCAUUUCAGUGCCCUCGAUGUAAUAAGAGGUUUAAUGGCAAGAGUCAUUUGAAUCGUCAUCUAAAAUCGCACACCGGAGGGAAGGCGUUUGAAUGUUCAAGUUGUCAGAAGAACUUUAAUUCAAAACGUAGCCUGGAUAGACAUCUUAAAUCGCACACCGGAGGGAAGGCGUUUGAAUGUUCAAGUUGUCAGAAGAACUUUAGUUCAAAACAUAUCUUGGAUAGACAUCUUAAAUCGCACACCGGAGGGAAGGCGUUUGAAUGUUCAAGUUGUCAGAAGAACUUUAGUUCAAAACUUAGCCUAAACAGACAUCUAAAAUGGCACAACGGAAGGAAGCGAUAUCAAUGUCCUCACUGUGAGAUAAAAUUCACAUUAAGAUCGCAUUUGACCGAUCAUCUCAAAUCUGCGCACGCUGGAAAGAAAACGGCAUUUGUAUGCCCACACUGCGGGAAGUCGUUUUCCAGAAAAAGCGGUUGCAAGCGACAUCUUAUAGUUCAUACUGGAGAGCGGCCCUAUAARUGCACGCGUUGCGAGAAAAGAUUUCAAUCAAAUGAUCAUUUAAAAAGUCAUCUGAGAACUCACGAAGGAGUCAGAUCCUUUGAAUGCCAUCUGUGUAAAAGAARGUUUGUGCACAGAGGCAAUUUGAAUACUCAUAUCCAAACACACUCUACUGAGAAGCCAUUCAAGUGCUCUCAAUGUGAAGAUCAUUUUGCAAGACUCGAACUUUUAAAGAGUCAUCUUAGAAUACAUGACGUCAAUAGAGUAAUAUUUAAAUGUUCUAAUUGCGAAAAGRCGUUUUUGAACAAAGACAGUUUAAAAAUACAUUUAAGAAUCCAUAGUGGAGAGAAGCCAUUUGAAUGYUCGUAUUGUGACAUGAAAUUUGUGAGUGGAGGUAGUUUGAGGCAGCAUCUGAGAAAGCACACAGGAGAGAAGCCAUUUGAAUGCUCUCAGUGUGGAAAAAAGUUUAAGCAGUCAUGCCAUUUGAAGGAGCAUCGUCGCAUACAUUCUGUAGAGAAACCAUUUAAAUGUUCCUAUUGCGAGAAGCAGUUUCGUUCCAGGACGUCUUUCACGUAUCAUACCAGAUUUCACACGGGCGAAAAGUUGUUUGAAUGUCCUCAUUGUAAGGUUAAAUAUGCAAGUAAAAGCUCUUUCAACAUACAUCUUAAAAGGCAUGACGAAAAAGGAAAGAAAAGGCCUUAAAACGUUCUUAUUGUGGCAAGACUUUUAAAAGGAAAUCUGAUUUAUCUAACCAUCUCAAGAUGCUUUGCGAAGACUUUUUCAUGCAAACGUGUUUACUUACGAUUGCACAUGAAAGGCUGUAACUCGUUCACUAUUAAACUGAUUUACAUCAAAUUUUAGAAAUUUGCAUUUCUCAACAAGUGCUUUCUUUCUAUGUAUGAUUAUAUAUUUAGAGGAUUUUGCCCAGUCCCCCACGGUUUGAAAUCCGGCAAUGGUAUCGAGAUUCCUGAGUCGGAGCCAGUGCGGAUCUACUCGUUACAUACGUGCAUCACAUGUCCAAUCGCGAACCUUGUUGGAGUUUUAGCAAAUUAAAACAAUAAUCAUGAUUGGG
This is a messenger RNA of Exaiptasia diaphana, 2588 nucleotides long. RefSeq names its product zinc finger protein 260-like. Gene Ontology annotation, molecular function: RNA polymerase II cis-regulatory region sequence-specific DNA binding; DNA-binding transcription factor activity. The coding region runs from base 29 to 2218 and encodes 729 amino acids. Gene Ontology annotation, biological process: DNA repair; regulation of transcription by RNA polymerase II. Lineage: Eukaryota; Metazoa; Cnidaria; Anthozoa; Actiniaria; Aiptasiidae. The transcript is spliced from 2 exons. The record is from RefSeq and is a predicted model, not a curated record.